CUGCUUCCAAGUGAUGUGCAUGUGCAACGAUUGGGGUUUGGGGUUGUGAUAUUUUUUUUAAUUUAAAUUAACCUCAACUACCCACCCCUUAAUUAUAAACGAAAAGGUAUCAAAAUUGGCAAUUCCCAGAAAAUGAUGAACCCGAUGGCAAACCGACGAAACGUCAAAUCGCCUAAGAUCACCCCCAUUACUGAGGAUUAUCAAAUCACGAAUACCGUCCUCGGGCUUGGAAUCAACGGGAAAGUUGUCGAAUGCUUCUCUAAAGCUACAAACGAAAAAUUUGCACUCAAGGUGUUACACGAUUCGAUGAAAGCAAGAAGAGAAGUUGAUUUACAUUGGAGAGUCAGCGGAUGUAGACAUAUUGUCAACAUAAUAGAUGUUUAUGAGAACACUUAUAAGAGUGUUAAAUGUUUAUUGGUUGUUAUGGAAUGUAUGGAAGGUGGUGAACUUUUUCAACGUAUUCAGGAUCGUCAAGAUGGUGCUUUUACAGAACGAGAAGCUGCUCAAGUGAUGCAUGAAAUAUGCAUUGCAGUAAAAUAUUUACACGACAAUAAUAUAGCACAUCGCGAUUUAAAGCCUGAAAAUUUGUUGUAUACUAAACAAGGACCUCAAGGAAUAUUAAAAUUAACGGAUUUCGGAUUUGCAAAGGAAGUUCAUACAAAUACCCUCCAAACGCCUUGUUAUACUCCGUAUUACGUAGCCCCCGAGGUGCUUGGACCUGAAAAGUAUGAUAAAAGUUGUGACAUUUGGUCUUUAGGGGUUAUUAUGUAUAUCCUAUUGUGUGGAUUUCCGCCGUUUUAUAGUAAUCAUGGUUUAGCGAUAUCGCCUGGUAUGAAAAAAAGGAUAAGAAUGGGACAAUAUACAUUUCCGGACGUUGAAUGGCAAAAUGUUAGUCAAAUGGCGAAAGAUUUGAUCAUUGGAAUGUUGAAUGUGGAUCCGAUCAAACGACUGAGCAUCGAGCAAGUGAUUCGAAAUACAUGGAUAGCUCAAUAUAUGGCUGUACCUCAAACACCUUUACACACUAAUAGAAUGUUAAAGGAAGGUGAAGAAAUUUGGCCUGAAGUACAAGAAGAGUUGAAUAGAUCACUCGCAACAAUGCGCGUUGAUUAUGACCAGGUCCAUAUAAAAGAUUUGGAUAGUUCGAAGAAUUCGCUUUUAAAUAAGAGACGUAAACGCUCCGUACACCCAACAGAAAGUUAAACAAAGCGCAAAAAUGAAAUUAAUAAUAAUUCUGUAGACGCAAUGAUUUUUUUGUUUCUGUUUGUUUUUAAUUAACAGUAUUCCAGUUUUGAUGGGAUCGUCAUCGAUUUAAAUAAUGAAAUAAUGUACUUUCAAAAGUGAGAAUAAUUGCGUUUUCUUUUUGUUAUCACUUUUGAUGGUAUAUUAUUAAAUAGUUUUAUAAAACAUUUCACGUGCCUUCGCUGUAAGUUUUAAUAUAUUAGAAUAUUUCUGGCAGUGACAAGUUUAAGACAUCACACAAUAAUUCGAAGACAAAGAUUGUGAUUUUAAAACUGCAUUUUUUUCUUUAGCUUUAUUCCUUCAAAAAAACAAAACUUUUAGACAGCCAUGAUUAACAUUUACGCGUUUUUUAUUGUUUCCUAUUUCGUCAAGUUUUUUUAUCGUUAAAUUUCAAUGUACUUAUUCAUCAUAAUUAUUUACGAACAAAGUUUUCCUAGUUGAGUUAUUACUUGUAUUAAAUGUUCAUCACGUCAUAAUGUUUUGUAUUUCUUUUUUUAAUCAAAAUCGUCGCAAUAAUUAACAAAUAAAUAAACAAAUUCGUGAUGUAAAUAAAUAAAUCCAUGUUAAUGAUAGUUGUUAUCCAUUAAACAAAUAUAAUAA
Onthophagus taurus is the source of this 1839-nucleotide messenger RNA. RefSeq names its product MAP kinase-activated protein kinase 2 (gene MAPk-Ak2). Gene Ontology annotation, biological process: protein phosphorylation. Lineage: Eukaryota; Metazoa; Arthropoda; Insecta; Coleoptera; Scarabaeidae. Gene Ontology annotation, molecular function: ATP binding; protein kinase activity. The record is from RefSeq and is a predicted model, not a curated record.